Molecule: messenger RNA, 3102 nt
Organism: Triplophysa dalaica
Lineage: Eukaryota; Metazoa; Chordata; Actinopteri; Cypriniformes; Nemacheilidae
Gene: cipca
Product: CLOCK-interacting pacemaker a
Exons: 4
Coding region: 281-1303 (340 amino acids)
Biological process (GO): negative regulation of DNA-templated transcription; negative regulation of circadian rhythm
Cellular component (GO): nucleus
Source: RefSeq, a predicted model, not a curated record
GCCACGGUUGUAAACUCACGUUGCACUCUGGGCAAUCCAAUUUCAACAACAACACAUUUAUAAGGUUACUUUUGCGUGUUUAGCAUCAUUUCGCACACGGGCCUUACCGAGAGGACAGGUUUGAGGAAAACAAAAUUUGGACUAUCUCCUUACGAGGUUAAGACGUCCCUUUAUUUAUUAAUCCAUUGGCUCUCAGUCACUGCCUGGCUGCAUCAGGGCAGUUCAUGGACCUCACAUCACACUGAAAUCAAACAAACUGGAUUGUCACAAAAGAUCAACCAUGGGAAACAAACGGAAAGCACCUAGUGACAUUGAUAAAUAUUCAGAUGCCAGUUCAGGAUAUUUUAGCGCUUUGGACCAGACAGAUUUUGAAGAUGUGGUACCAACCACUACUGCAACACAUAGCAUGCAGACAGCCCGACAGGUCCCUUUCAUUCCUGGUUCACAUACAGGCGUCUCUCCCAUGAUCAUAAUGAACAACCUUGUACUUAAACAGCCUAAAGGUAAGACCCCUGCAUCAAAACCAUGGAGCUUAAACCCUUCAGGAGACGUGGUUCCUCAGUCCCAGCUGGUUUUCCUCCAGCCGGUCAUGCCCACUGGUGACUGCACCUCCCGAAGCUCUGGCAAACCAAAACAUUCCAAAAAGUAUGUUUCCACUUAUACAAAAAUUGCUCCACACCCUGCACCUGUGUCUCCUGACUUUGGUCCCAGUACCAUCAACAAGAAAUCAAACCAUAGUGGAAGGCAUCAGCAUCGUCACCAUGAUGAUGAUAAACCACUUUACUGUUUGAAUCAGAAUGAGGCAUUUAAAGAUUAUGACGUACACCCCAAUGAUGCAUCCUGUGAAUUCAGUCACAGACCUAGCGCAGACCUGGCUGUGGAAGACUCCUUAUCCAGGCUUUCCGACCACCAGGAGCCCCAUACCACAACUUCACCAAACUCUCAUUGCUCCGACUCGGUCCUCUCCGCGUACCCUCAAAAGUGUUUCAAAGCAGAACAGAAUAGUGAUGUGGAGAAUAUCCAAGAUGCCCUUUCUCCAAGCAUGAGCAAACGUAAACGCUUCUGCAACACGUACGAGAUUCUGAAUAGGUCGGGUUUGCUGGGCAUCACUUUGCGUACCAAGGAGCUUAUCCGACAAAACAAACGCUCCCAAGCCCAGCUUCAGAGCCUGCAGGCUCAGACUGACCUAUUCCUGGAGGCCAUAUGUAGCGGAGACCCUAAGGUCUGGACCAGAUUGCAGCUUACUCUUCAGAAUUCUGGAGACUAUGAGGACAAUGCAGUUGAGACGGGAAGAAGUGUAUAGCUAGAUAUGAAAGCUGUUGGUUGUAGGACAUACUGUAGACUUUUAUCUUUUUGUUGUAUUCUCCUAGGCCCAGUUAAAUAAAAAAAAAUGGUAUUAUCUCGUAAUAAAUUACAAAAGUGUUUUUUUUAUUAGAGAAGAGGUCUUGAAAAAAGCUUUUUAAUUGAGUUGAAAAUGUGAAAUUUUGAUGUAUGUUUGUAUUUGUGUAAAUUUGCAAACGUGUGAGAAUUUGUGCUUGACAUUAUUUUAAGGUAAUAACAAGGCAAGUUACACAUUUUGAUCUCAAAUACAUCUCUAACAGUAAAUAUUUUUGAUAGACUGUAGGUCUUACCAGGGCAAAAAAUAAACAUUGCGAGUUGUAUUUUUAUAAUGUUCUAUGUAAGUCAGGACAUAUUUAUUUAAAGUAGUGGUUCAUUAUUUGUCUUGUCAGGUUACUUUAUUAUUUCCUUUUUUAACAGAGAUUGUGACACACCUUCAGUUUGGGUUUUCUGAGGUUUAUUUUUUUUACUUUCUUCUACAUCAAUCAAUUACAUUGCAUGCUUAUAUACUAUGUAUUGUAAUCUAAUAUGCGUUUGUAUUUGCUUGAAACAACUGUGAACAGAUUUUUAUUGUAUUUAUCCAUUCACAAUAAUAGUAAAUGGGAUUUCUACAGCAAAAAUAUGGAACGGACUUGUUUAUGCAUUUUUGUAUUCUGUAUAGGUGUCAUUUAAUUUUUUUGUGUGUCCUAACAAUUGAAGGCAUGUUCCAAAACAUUCACACGAAGACCUGGUUAACAGUUUUUGUUUCACAUUAGUUUUAAACUUUGUCCAUAUUCUUUUCAAUAAAACAUGUUUUACUUAUAUGGAAUUUAAGGGAUAGUUCACUCAAAAAUGAAAAUGCUUUCAUAAUUUAUUCAUCCUAUCGAACCUGUAUAAGACUCUUCUGUGGAACACAUAAGAAGAUAUUUUGAGAAAUGUUUCAGUGGUUUUGUUUCCAUACUAUGGAAGUCAGUGGGGUCCCAAAUUGUUUGGCCAAUGCCAUUCUUCAAAAUACCUUUUGUGUUCUGUAAAAAAGUUGACAUGCCUGUAUCUGUCGGAUCAUUUUAAUUUAAUCCUGUUACUCAUCAUGAACAGUUCUGGAUCCCCAAGUGGGGGACAUGUAUUGCUGAGCUCACGCUCUGCUGAGAGUUUGCCCAGAACAGUUUAAUUCAGCCAACAUUAAAUAUAUGCUAUUGUUAAAAUAUUUGACGACUGUGAUACUGACGGAAUAAAUAUUUUUGGGUGAACCAUCCCUUUAUUGCCCACAAUCCAAAAACAGACAUGGUUUCGAUUUUAAUCAUUUUAAGUAGGGUAUAAAAUAAAAUAAAGCAUAUGCCUGACUAGCCGGAUUUUAAUGCACAAAUUGGAGCUAAGAACCACCUAAUGCAAAGCACAUUAAUAUCCAUAAAUGCACGGCUAGCUGUGGAUCAUCCCGCUUAUACCAUGGUCAUUGCCAAGUAAAAGCGGUUAUUGAUGUUUACAGGGCAAUUUUUGAUCAGACAGAAGGUUUUAGGUAUGUUUUAUUACAUAGAACUUCAUAUCAAUAAUUCUACGUGAAACAAAACUGUAAAUUGUAAAAAUGCUGAUUUGACCAAUUACUGUAUUUUAUGUGGGAUUAUUGUUACUUUUGUCACCUUGUGUUUUUUUGAAUAUGUGGUGUUUAGUUCAAAUAAGGUAUACAUACUAAAAAUGUACAGAACAACCCUUUAAACAGUAGGUUUAAACUGUACAUACAGUACACAGACAGAUUUUAAGCUGAUUUGUUGUUUUAUACCUCCUUCAGUG